AGCUGGACCCAAAGUCCGGAGAAAAGGGGAGGGUCCCAGCCCGGCGGGGUCGCCGGGGCCAACGUCCCUCCCCGUCGGGGGCGGGGGCGCAUCUCCGCCGCGCGCGCGGGAGGGGGCAGCGCCGGUGCCCCGGUGCUCCACGUAGUUGCUGGCUCGGGGCGCGCGCUGCGGUCGGGGCCACCGUAUAAAUAGGCCCGGAGCCCCGCGCUCCGAGGACUUGCCGCCGCCGCCGCCGCCCCGGGCCCCAGGCGUCCCGGCCAUGGCCCGCCCGGUGCUCCUGCUCUCGCUCGGCCUCCUGGCCGGCCUGCUGCCCGCGCUGGCCGCCUGCCCCCAGCACUGCCACUGCCACGGCGACCUGCAGCACGUCAUCUGCGACAAGGUGGGCCUGCACAAGAUCCCCAAGGUCUCGGAGAAGACCAAGCUGCUCAACCUGCAGCGCAACAGCUUCCCGGUGCUGGCGGCCAACGCCUUCCGCGCGAUGCCCAACCUCGUGUCGCUGCAUCUGCAGCACUGCCAGAUCCGCGAGGUGGCGGCCGGCGCCUUCCGCGGCCUCAAGCAGCUCAUCUACCUGUACCUGUCGCACAACGACAUCCGCGUGCUGCGCGCCGGCGCCUUCGACGACCUGAGCGAGCUCACCUACCUCUACCUGGACCACAACAAGGUGACCGAGCUGCCCCGCGGGCUGCUCUCGCCGCUCGUCAACCUCUUCAUCCUGCAGCUCAACAACAACAAGAUCCGCGAGCUGCGCGCCGGCGCCUUCCAGGGCGCCAAGGACCUGCGCUGGCUCUACCUGUCCGAGAACGCGCUCAGCACCCUGCAGCCCGGCGCGCUCGACGACGUGGAGAACCUCGCCAAGUUCCACCUGGACCGGAACCAGCUGUCCAGCUACCCCGCGGCGGCGCUCAGCAAGCUGCGCGUGGUGGAGGAGCUGAAGCUGUCGCACAACCCCCUGAAGAGCAUCCCUGACAACGCCUUCCAGUCCUUCGGCAGGUACCUGGAGACCCUCUGGCUGGACAACACACACCUGGAGAAGUUCUCGGAUGGCGCCUUCGUGGGGGCGAGCACGCUGAAGCACGUGCACCUAGAGAAUAACCGCCUGGGCCAGCUGCCUCCCAGCUUCCCUUUUGACAACCUGGAGACCCUCACCCUCACCAACAACCCCUGGAAGUGCACCUGCCCGCUCCGGGGUCUUCGGAGGUGGCUAGAAGCUAAGACUUCGCGCCCCGAUGCCACCUGCGCCUCCCCCAGCAAGGUCAGAGGGCAGCACAUCCGGGACACGGAUGCCUUCCGCAGCUGCAAGUCCCCCACCAAACGGUCCAAGAAAGCCGGUCGCCCCUAAAUGUAGGAGAUUUAGCCCAGAGGUGAAGUUCUGGCCAAUGGGACAGCAAAGUAUGGCCACAGGUGGAGCAGUAUCUGGAAACAAUCCUUAAAGGAGAAGGGCAUCACUGCUUUCUUUGCCUGGGGCG
Molecule: messenger RNA, 1466 nt
Organism: Sorex fumeus (smoky shrew)
Lineage: Eukaryota; Metazoa; Chordata; Mammalia; Eulipotyphla; Soricidae
Gene: CHAD
Product: chondroadherin
Exons: 4
Coding region: 260-1339 (359 amino acids)
Cellular component (GO): extracellular matrix
Molecular function (GO): protein binding
Source: RefSeq, a predicted model, not a curated record